AUGGAUGGAAAUAUGGGAGAGAUGUCAGUUCACAGCCAUGUGGAGCUUGCACACAGUCAGGAUAGUCGAGCGAUGUUGCACUCCCGAGACCUCUCUGCUGCUUUCCCACGUCCCCCUCUGGGAAGCCCACCCAUGGGCCUGGAACAUGAGCACAGGAGUCCUGGAUACGACCACGGCAUGCCCCCGCUGGGGUACGGCAGGGACACACCGACGAGCUGUGGCAGCACCUACACCACUCUGACACCCCUCCAGCCAUUUGAUGACAAGUUUCAUCAUCAUCACCACCACCAUCCCUGUUUACCAGUCAGCAAUGUUAUCGGUAGCUUUACGCUCAUGCGUGAGGAUAGGGGCCUUGGAGGAAACUUCUAUAAUCCCUAUGGCAAAGACUUGGGUAUGGCACAGAGUCUGUCACCACCGCUGGCCAGCUCAGGCCUGGAGACAGCCAUGCAUGGCUAUGGCUCUUUGGGGAGCCAGAAUGGACACAGUGGCCAGAUGCUAGCAGGCAGCCAUGAGGUCCAUAUGGGCAGCAAUGGGGGUAACAUAUUCUGCCGAACAGCAACAGACUUUGGAAGGGAAAUGUCACCGCCCUCUCUGGGGGGUGACCAUGGGGUCACUCACCAGCUAAACAAGAUGGACACCCACCAGCAUGCGUCCACCUACCACCCCCACAUUUACACCCAGACCUAUCAGCACCACCACCCCAGCCAACAGGCCUCAAAGCUGGGGGAACUUCCUGGCUCUUCCCCCUCCUCAUCCUCCUCCUCCAGUUCCAGUCUGACCAGGGAGGGCAUGCUAGCUGGCUCCCAGAGUGGCAGCGCUGGUGAGGAGAUCAACACCAAAGAUGUGGCCCAACGGAUCAUCACUGAGCUGAAGAGGUACAGCAUCCCGCAGGCCAUCUUCGCUGAAAGGGUGCUGUGCAGGUCUCAGGGCACCCUGUCAGACCUGCUUAGAAACCCUAAGCCCUGGGGCAAGCUCAAGUCUGGCCGUGAGACCUUCAAGAGGAUGUCCCGCUGGUUACAAGAGCCGGAAUUUCAGAGGAUGGCUUCACUGCGACUUGAAGCAUGUAAGCGCAAAGAGCAAGAGCAGUCAAAGCAGGAGAGAAACCAGGGACCGAAGCGCACUCGCCUCGUCUUCACCGACCUGCAGCGGCGCACGCUCAUGGCCAUCUUCCGGGAGAACCAGCGACCAGCCAAAGAGCUGCAGGUCACCAUCGCACAGCAGCUGGGGCUCGAGCUCUCCACCGUCAGCAACUUCUUCAUGAACGCCCGCCGCAGGAACCUCAAUCGCUGGAGCGAAGAGGGACGCCCAUCCUCCACCGGCUCCUCAGGGUCCAGCACCUCCUCCCCUGCUGUCUCCUGCACCACAGCAUGA
Molecule: messenger RNA, 1371 nt
Organism: Electrophorus electricus (electric eel)
Lineage: Eukaryota; Metazoa; Chordata; Actinopteri; Gymnotiformes; Gymnotidae
Gene: onecutl
Product: one cut domain, family member, like
Biological process (GO): regulation of transcription by RNA polymerase II
Cellular component (GO): nucleus
Molecular function (GO): RNA polymerase II cis-regulatory region sequence-specific DNA binding; DNA-binding transcription factor activity, RNA polymerase II-specific
Source: RefSeq, a predicted model, not a curated record